AUGACAGGCGCAACUGAAAUUGGCGUUGCCAAGGCGACACGCGAGGAGAUGAGCGAGGCCAAACUCCCGCUUGCAUACCGAGACAGCUGCGCAAACCUCCUUAUCCCCCUUAACCGAUGCCGCUUCGAAACAUACUAUCUCCCGUGGAAGUGCGAGACCGAGAGACACAGCUACGAGAAGUGCCAGUACCUGGAGUUCAAAAAGCGGGUUGCAAAGAUGGACGAGCUACGGGAAGCUGCGAAAAACAACUGA
Messenger RNA from Grosmannia clavigera kw1407, 252 nucleotides. Its product is annotated as NADH-ubiquinone oxidoreductase b18. Gene Ontology annotation, cellular component: mitochondrion. The record is from RefSeq and is a predicted model, not a curated record. The coding region runs from base 1 to 252 and encodes 83 amino acids. Lineage: Eukaryota; Fungi; Ascomycota; Sordariomycetes; Ophiostomatales; Ophiostomataceae. The transcript has 3 exons.